Molecule: messenger RNA, 3885 nt
Organism: Daldinia decipiens
Lineage: Eukaryota; Fungi; Ascomycota; Sordariomycetes; Xylariales; Hypoxylaceae
Product: kinase-like protein
Exons: 4
Coding region: 224-3343 (1039 amino acids)
Biological process (GO): mitotic DNA damage checkpoint signaling; protein phosphorylation
Cellular component (GO): nucleus
Molecular function (GO): ATP binding; protein serine/threonine kinase activity
Source: RefSeq, a predicted model, not a curated record
UGCAUGAAUGCAUGUUAUGGUCCGCGUUGUCCCGGAGAGGUAUAUUGGAAGGCUGUGAAAAACGACAGAGAAAUAAAAGGGGGUUUAAAUGCUGUUUAGUAUCGCUCUUGCGAUUAUACUAUAUAUGGUUGACAUGGGAUUCGGAGAAUUUCUUUUACUUGAUCCAAACCAGCUUAGCACCGAUCUUUUGGUGAUAUAGCAUUUCUCAAACACUAAGCUGGGAAUGGAAUCAUGGGUUUACAAGGCUGUUACAGAGGGUACAGCUAUGGGUAGAUCCUAUGGGAAAUAUACCGACCCGAGAAAAACCUUGACACAACCUGUGAAGCCUAGCCUCAUCCGCGAUAUCUUUUUAGCUUCAUAUUCGAGGGCGACGGUCUUUGGUAGUCUACCAUGGGAGGAUUCACGUCAUGCCAUUCCCAUCCCCGAUUUACCCAACAAUAUACAAGACAACAUCGAGGACCCUGAGAGCGAUAUAGAGUCCGCUCCGGGUCACAGUUUCACUUCAACACCCCUUUCAUGUUCACCGUCGUCCUCUCUAGACAGGUUAGUCGAGGUAGACUGUCCUCCUACUGCUACCGAGUCUUUUUCCGAGAGGGUCAGUAAUACGCCAUACACCUCACAAAUGAGGAUGUACCGAUUUCUGCAGAAAGUGAAUUUCAUAAACUGGAAUCCCCUAAUCGACAGUUUGAAGCAGGGUGUUCCAGGUGAUCUACGACAUCAAAAUGACAGAUGUCAACUAAUCGACUACGGUGGUUCGAGUUCCGUUUGGGGUGCCGCAUUUAGUGUAAAAGGGGAUUUCCUAGUAGACGCCUUGGCUAUCAAACUGUUUCGGGCGGAUAGGCAGGAAGACUCUAGCGAGCUCCCAACGGAGUUGCAAAUCAUGAAGGGGUUAGAACACAACCACAUUGUCGCUUUCGUUGGCCAUUUCCAACGAUCGAAUCACUUUGGCGUCAUCAUAUACCCGCUUGCGAUCUGUAAUCUUGGUCAGCUCCUAAAGAGCGCAUCAGGAGCAGAGCCAAGACUGACGAUGGAACUCCAUCAGAUGCUAUUGACUGCUAUCGGCUGCCUUUCGUCCGCGGUUAUGUAUUUGCAUACCUCGAAAAUAGUCAAGCACAAAGAUAUCAAGCCGGAAAACAUACUGGUCGAUAAAUUUGGAUCUGUUCACUUGGCCGAUUUCGGUAUAUCGAAGCAAUAUGAGGACGAGACUGUCACAGGAGGCCACACACCAUUCACCGAGAGAUAUGCGCCUCCAGAAGUCGUGAGCCAAUGCGAUCGCGAUCUUUCUUCUGAUAUCUUCUCCUUGGGCUGUGUCUUCCUCGAAAUGGUCACUAUUAUCCUUGGGAAAAGCCUGAAGGUAAUGCAUGGGGCUAUUUUCGACCGACAGCCAAAAGGUUACUAUCAGUCCCUUUACAAGGUUAGAGGCUGGGUUGGCGAUCUCAAAGAAUCACUUCGCAGUGACACAAGUUUGGUACCAUUAUCGCACGGCUCUUCUGGCAUUGCUGAAGAUCAACACCUCUCUACCGAGCACUUGGAUCUCAUUCUUAGCAUGAUGGCCGAGAGCCCAAAGGAGCGGCCUGCUAUCGAUGAUGUCUAUGAACUAUUCAAACGUUUCACGUGGAACUGUCUUGAUUGCAGGAAUAGCCGUGACAUCGAUUUACCUGCCUCCCAGAAGUUAAAAGAUAAUAAGGGAGAGCUCCCGGCUAAUUACUACGUCGCUCUGCCGGCCCCCCUGAGAGACUUACCUUGCCCACAAUAUGGCCGUAAUGUUCAUACAACACGAGAUCCUCUAUCUCCCGGGGGCAGUGGUAAGAACUGCGCAGCGUCAAACCCAUCAAUUGGACCUGUAUUGAUGGAAGAUGCAUGUAGAAAACAGUCACAGGAAAACCUUGAGGAGAUAUACUGUCAAAUGAAGCGGGCUGUAGAGCAAGUGAUCCGGGAAUUUUCACCAUCCAUCCGAUCAUUCGGAUAUGAGCAAGACAGUAUUACUCUAGAGGGUGUUCAAUCUAAUACCGCCACCGCAAGGCUUCCUAAUUGUACACACAUCCAAGACCAGCAGUACGAAAUGCUUGAUAAAUUGAAGUUGCGGAUCACCGAAGUGGUUCGUGAAGUACUCACCAAGUAUCCAACUCCAAAUCCCCCUGUCGACCUAUCGAGAUUAAUUCAAUACUGCGGCCCAGACCAUUCUGCUUCACACAAUUGCCACCGAGGCUCCUCGUCACAGGGCCAGCCAGCUAAGAGAGGUCGAAACGGGCAUGGAAACCGCGUUAUACGUAAUGAGGAUGAUCACGACAGUGAAUUAGAGGAUGAGCCUGCCGAUGGUAAUGGGGGUAACGGCCAUGGGACACAGGCAGGGUCAUUGGAACAGCCUUUGAGCUUCGCCUGUCCAUUUUACCGACGGAACCCGGAACGGUUUGCAUCGACUGUUUCAUGCUGCUUCAGAAGCUAUAGGAAAAUUUCUAGACUGAAAGAGCACCUUGAACGCGUGCACAGAAUAUUUCGGUGCCCAAGAUGCCAGCAAAUUUGUGAAAAAGAAAAGGCAGUCGACGAACACCUACAACAGGACGAUAUCUGCACUAGACAGGACCCUGUUGUCUUUAACGAGUCGUACGAUUGGAGCCAAGGGUAUGGUCAAAAGCAGGCAAGUGACCUUAAGUCUCGAUGGAGAAACCUCUCAGAUCAUGAAAAAUGGAGAAAUAUUUACAGAAUUCUCUUCCCCUAUGAUAGGAAUAUUCCAUUCCCUUACGCUAUGCAAUCCGGAUCAUCGUAUUUACUAAGCGAACCUGACAGUACCCCGGAGCAAGCAACGUCUCCAAAUGACCCAAGCAGUCUGAUAUACAGAGCUAUCUGGGGUGGGUUCGUUGAAGGCGUCAACGUAGGGUUCAGCGGGGGAGCUGAGACCGGUGUCAAUAACAGUGACCUACCUUCGAAUGAGCCCCGAACAGGGCUUCCAGGAUACUAUUCCACGCUGCCAGAUUUACAAAUUUACACAGAUUUACCUAGCUCGAACAUGGAUAACCUAGCUCAACCAGACUAUUCGAUUUAUGGACACAGGGCUCCUUAUUUGCCUAAUUCAUACCCUACGGAGUUGUCGCCGCGAUCACUAGAGUCGUCAAACCUCACGAGCGACUCGACAUAUUACACAAACUUUGAUGUAUCUAAUGCAUCAUCGCAACAAGUAACAGCAUUCGAUACAACGAGAGGGCAGGCUGCGAAUGGCGAUGAACUCGAAUGCCUGACCUUUGACCCACUGGUUGGUUCCUGGGACAUUACCGGGAAUGGAUACCCGCGAGGAGAGGAAUACGCAGAAAAUAAUGGCAUGUUUGAUAUCCCUCAGAGUCAUUGAGGAUAGCAACUGGGGACGAGUAUAUUCUUCAGCAACGAUUAUCUUAAGGGUGUCUCCUUGGUUUAUUUUAUGAUAUAUUUUCUCACUUACCAUGUAAGUUAUCCACAAAUAUUGUAGAGUGAUAACUUAGGUACUUACUUGGAAGUGACAAAUGUUGGAAUUAGUAUCUUAUACGAGGUACUCUAGAGUAAUGUCGUAUUCCCCAUGGAGGCUACUCGGUUUGGUAGAUAUUGCACCGGUAUUUCCCUUUGGAACCAUUCGUCCAGCAUGUCCAAAUCAAAGACUAAAGAGAUCGAGGAGAUGAAAGUUGUCCGAAAUACGUAGACCGUACUUAAAGCCUUUAGGGGCUAGAAUGUUUAUUGUAGCACACUUGGCGUUGGAUGAAACUGGUAAUUCAUAAUGUAUCGACUACCUAUAUGUAUAUAUCAUAUAAAGAUGUACGACUAGGGAGUGGUGGGUGGUACAUAUGGUCGCCUACAUUAUAAAAAUCCCGAUUCGAUAGGGGUCUACAGUUGAUAGUGGCCAAAUCCAAAUUUCAACCC